GUUUGCGUGCCACAUUCACACAGCCAAUACGAUGCCUUCUGAGGAAAACACUUGCAGCGGUAUUUUCUGAUCGGCGCUUCUGAGGCUCUUCUCUCCAGUUGCUUCGCUUCUCAUCAUUGCCUUUUUCGUGGUGGUGUCGCCGGAACGUUCCUCUCUCCUCAAUUUCACCGGGUCCGCCCUAGACGGCCAUCAAGACAUACCCCCUCAAGAAAUUCUGCUCCGUAGAGUGUCACUUCUUCUCGCGGAAUCGCCGCUAACAAUGAUCUGCUUUCCCGCCAGCCCGUUUGGGUAGACUGCCUCCCUUCGCCGACUCUGCUCAAACUCGGAUGUCUGCCGUUUCUUCUGAGUUUCUCGCUCACUCGCGUACGCCAGUCAAGUUUCAUGCGGAAAAUGAAGCGAACGCGCACCAUCGCGCUCGCGGCGACGCAGGCGCUGCUGUCCGAGUCGCGGGAAAACGCGCCGUCUCGGAAGACUCUGCAAGACGCGUCACCGGGUCGAGACUCGCGGACGGAGCUGGAGUCUGAGCGCGACGGCGAGUGCCCCGCUUCCGUUGCAGACGCCCCGUCAGAAGUUUCUAUGGCGGAAGUGACCAUGUCCGACGGCGAAGAAAGUGGGCUGAACUGGAAGCGCAACGACGCACACAGUUCCAGUGACUCUCCAGCAGCCAGUCGCCCGUUUGUCUCGACACCAGGCGGAGCGCCGUUCGAGCUGGUUUCCCCCGCGACUCCGCAGCAGCGGGAGUUGGACUGGCGUUCAGAGAGCAGAAAUGGCGAGACUAGCCACGAUCGAGUCGUUGCGAAAGACUCGAGAAACGAAGAGCCGCAACUGGCAUUGGUGCCUCGCAGCGAAGGCUCUGCGGCGCCAGGCAGCACCUCCCGACGCCGAAGAGCCGAGGCCCAGGGUCCCCGGCUGAUGGAGCUCAUGGAGCAAGCGCUCGCGAGUCGCCGACCUGGCAUGCCUUUCCUCGGCAGAGGCAUCUGGUCCAAAGACAGCAUCGCUGCUCCCGAUCCGUUUUCCGCCACGCUCGAUUUCGGCGCCCUCUUCCGGAGAGGCACACAGGGGGGUCGUCUGUGUCUCCGCUGGGUGGUCCUUGAAAACUUCAAAAGCUACAAAGGCACCCAUGUGGUGGGACCCCUCUAUGGGUCCGUCGCUGUCAUCGGCCCAAAUGGCGCAGGAAAAAGCAACUUAACCGACGCAAUCUGCUUCGCCUUGGGCGUCAACGCCAAGCAGCUGCGGUGCACUCGUCUCGUCGAGUUGAUUCACGCAAGUGAGGCCAAGGCCCCAGAGCGUUCAGGCUCGGAGACCAGAAAGGAGGUAGUGGACGGAGACUUGCAUGCAGACGACAGUUCUGGCGUCGAGAAAAAAAGCGCGUCGGUCACGCUCCACUUUGUUCGGGGACCUGCGCCCGCUGCUUCUCCGCUGCCAGAAAAGAUAUCCUUCACUCGGCGAGUCAGCCACUCUGGCGACUGCAGCUACCUGCUAGACGGCGCCUCGGUCCCGCUCGAGGACUACCGCGGCGCGCUCCGGAGACACUGCGGCUGCACUGUACAUACACUCCAGGCAAUGCUCAUCUUCCAGGGGCAUAUCGAUGCCCUGGCGACGAAGAGUCCGCAAGGCCUCGCGGGCCUCGUCGAGGAAAUCUCUGGGAGCGCCGAACUGGCGGAGCCGUACCAGGAGGCUCAGAAGGCGGUGGCGGAGGCCCGCGAGGAGGCGCGUCGCCUUCUCUUUCGCCGUUCUCAGCUCGAGCAAGACAUGAAAGUGUUGAAGAAGCAGAAAGGCGAGGCAGAUGCAUAUGAAAAGGAGCAGCAACUCCAGAAGGAGCAGCAGGACGAGCUUCUCCUCUUCCGCCUUCUGGUCGCGGAGACGCUGCGGGCGGAAGAGGAAGCAAACGAGCAUCGCGCACAUGUAGAAGAGGCGGAAGAAAAGGAGAAACUUGGCGCGCUCCUCGCAGAGGCCCAGCAGGCAGACCGCGGCAGAGUUGGCGCGCUCCUGCGCGUCCAAAAAGCCAAGGACUCUCUCGCGAACUUCACGCAACGCAGCAAUCAGUUGCGAGGGGCGUACCUUGCGACUAUGGAGCGACUGAAGUUCUUGGAGACGACGCGAGAAGCUGCUGCGCGCGAGAAGGCAGUGGCGGACGCGCAGCGGGAGGACUUGAACGCCUACGAAGAGGCUCUGAAGACGCAACUUAUUCGGGUGGCGCAAAAGAGACGCGAAGCCGAGGCACAGCUGGAGGCAGAGCAGGCGAAGGAGGCCGCCGCCUUGCUACCGGAAAACCGGAAACUUCUGGAGACGCUCGAAGACGAAUGGGAGGAACAGCAUGCGCUUCAGCAGCAUAGCAUCCGAAGCCACCAGGAGCAACUCAAGGCCCUCCGAAAUGCGCUCGACCUGCUGCAGCGCGAGGAGCGGGAAGUGCAGCGCAGUGUCGAGACAGUCCAAGAUCUGCACGGAGAGGCGGCAACGAAGGCCGCAGACGUCGCGGAGACUCUCCAGCGGCUUCUCGCCCAGGCGCACGAUGCGAAGGAAAGUCUUCAAGAUCUGCGAACCCUCGCCUCUACAAGUCAGGAGCAGCGGGAGUCGCUGCUGCGACUGCAGGCGACGCUGCACGAAGAGCUGGCUCAGGAGCGCAGCCUGCAGCUGGACGCGAAGCGCCUGUUGCAGGAGAAGGAAGUCUGUAAGCUUCUGCAGAAGCACGUGUCGCAUGCAGGCGUUCAUGGCACCGCCCUGGAGUGCUGCAGACCCGCAAGCAAACGCCUGACGGUGGCCGUCGCCGCAGCGCUGGGUCCGAAGGCCAGCAGCCUCCUCGUGGACUCGCACGCUCUCGCGCUGAAAUGCAUUGAGUACUUGAAGACUGCACGCCUGGGGAGUUGCGAGUUUCUGCCUAUCGAGACACUCCGACAGAAGCAACUCAGAGGAGGAGGCGAAGACACAGAGGAGGAGGAAGGAGGGACCCUUCUGCCGCCGCCGCCUGCAGACGCGCUGCCGCCCGGCUGCCGCUGGGCAGUGGACUGCGUCUCCUUCGAAGACCGCUUUCGACAUGUCUACCAGUUUUUGCUGUCGGACUGUCUCAUCGUGCCUUCGCUGGCCGUGGCGCGGGAGCUGCGGUUCGGCCGCGCGCAUGCGUCUGUGGAGAAGUAUCGGCUUGUCACUCUGGACGGAGAAAAGCUGCAGAGAGGCGGCGUCAUUGCCUUCGACCUGGGGGGUCUCACAGGGCGGCUGGCCGCGCGCUGGGAGGCGCAGCAGCAGGACCGACUUCUCGAGCGCGUCGAGAAAGUCAGGGAGCAGCUCCAGGCUCUCGAACACGCUGAGACGACGACGGCGGAGCGCCUGCAACAGCGCACAGCGCAGUUCAACCUCCUCCACCGGCAGUGCGUGCAGCUGCAGGCGAAGGCGCGCGUAUGGGAGGAACAGGCGGAAGAAAAACAAGAAAAAUUGCAUCGCAUGCAGAAGCAACUGCAGGAGCUCCGCGAACGCGAGGCAGCUCGGAAACAAGAACUCACUGCCAAGCAACAGGCGCUCGACGAAAUCCACGCGACCGUGUUGCAGCAGCAGCAGCGGCAUUUUGCCCAGCUGGACGCGGCGGUUGGGCGCAGGCACGUCCUCGCAGAACAUCGGCGUCGCCGGCAGCGCGUGGAAGCUCUGAAGGCCGAGCUGACGGGACUGCAUGCGCAGGAGACUCAGCUGCAGGCAGAGCUCGCGGACUGCGGCGACCGCCUGGCGCAGCUGCAACGCAGCACCGAGGCGAAGGGUGAAGAAGACGAAAAAGAAAAGAAAGAAGACGAGAGGCGCCUGCUGAAGCAACUCGAGCUCACCGAGCGCGACGUCGAAGACGCAGACAGCAAACGGGAGGCGGCAGCUGCAGAGGCCAGAGACGCCCAGCAAGACCUUCAGACACACGAGAAAAACUUGCAAAAGAUUCGGGAGCGCGUGGAGGCCAGCAAGCUCGAGCAGCAGCGGCUGUCUCGAGAGGCCGCGGCGGCGUCGGGGAGGCAGAGACAGCAGACGAUGGAGAGCAUGCAGAUUCUUCGUCAGGCUGACCAGCAAGGCAUGCGAGUCCCUCUCGCUGCAGGCACCUGGCGGAACGUCCGCAUGUGGGUCUACAGAGAAGAGAAACGAAGAGCUUUCCUGGACUCUUCGAGUGAAGACGAAGAGCCGCAAAGCGUUGACGCGCCGAGCGAAGAGAGAGGUCAUUCGAAGAAGAGCAAAGACGCAGCAGAGUCGCCGAGAAGGACGGGUGAUAUUGCGGGAAGGCGACGCAGCGACGCGAGCGAGAGAGACGCGCCUGAAGGCGAGGGAACUGGAGAAGGCGAAGUCCGCGACCGACGGAGAGAACAAGAGCGUCCGGACGAAGACGAGAAACUCUUUGUGAUUGAUUUCUCGAAACUCGCUGCAGAGAAACGCGAGUUUAUUUCACAACACAAAGACACCCCGGCGCGGCUGUUGGAGGCGGCGGCGACCCAGGAGGCAGAGCUGCUGCGGCGCGGAGCGCACCUGCGGUCUCUGUUUCCGAAUUUGAAGGUUGGAGAGAAGGAGAAGAAGACUCGCGAACAGCUGACAGAGAUCUCCGCAGAACUCGAGAGAGUCCAGCGCGUGAGCAGAGCAGCGGCGGCCCGGCUGGCGGAUCUACAGCGCGAGCGCAACGCGCGGUUUGCGGUGUGUUUCCACCACUGCAGAGUCGCGGUUGACGUCUUCUUUCGCGAAUUAACCACCACGACCUUUGGCAAAGAUGCAGGCCUCGACGACGCGACGUCCGGCUUCGCGAAAGUCGGCGGACGCGCCUACCUGGACCUAGAGAGACCUCGCGGAGACCGGGAAGACGACGCGUUCGCGGGCGGCGUCUCGCUGUUGUGCAUGCCUCCCGGGAAGCGUUUGCUGCCUCUGCAUCUGUUGAGUGGGGGAGAGCGUUUGGUGGCUGCGCUGUCGCUGGUGCUCGCGCUUCUCUCGUUUACUCCGCAUUUACCUUUCCUACUUUUUGACGAAGUCGACGCACCGCUCGACGCCCAUCGGCGCCAGGCCCUGGCGCGUCUCCUGCGCCGCCUUCCGUCGCAGGCCGGCCUCCAGGUUCUCUUCAUCUCCCUCAAAGACAAGAUGUUUUCAACCGCAGAUUUGCUCGUCGGGGUGGCGAAGGCCCCGCGCCUGGGGUGCUCGCGCUGUUUCUUCCUCGACCUCCUGCCCUAUCGAUCUCGUCCUUCGCUUUCUUCUCGCUCGCGCAGAAUUGCCACAGACGCCGAAAACGAGGAAGACUCGAGUCUCCAGAGAGAAGGCGCCAAGCACUUACUGGCCUCCGAGAAUGCGGAGUAGCCGCGCGAAGGCCUCUAGGCGCGAAGGCGCGCGGGCGUCGCUGCAUGCAGCAGAAAACGUUUCCACAGAGGUCUUUCCUCGGGUGAACGAGUUCGAGCGGAGGAGGACAGAGACACGGCUGGGGGUGCGGCCGACUCUAGCGAACGAAGAGAGAAGACAAUCGAGGGAGAAGAGCGAAUGCACAAUCGGAAAAGAAAACUCGAGCAGAAGAAACGGGGAACUGAGAAAAGGGAAACAAAGGAAAACAGAGCAAAGAAUGAAUACAGAGCGAGCAACUCAGGCAGAAAGCGAGAAGGGUAAAGACGAAAAGAAAAAGGUUGAGAAGGGUGAGUGAAGAAGAGGACUUCUCAAAGUGUCUUUUUAACAGGUACAAAUGCAAGAGUGGAGGUGGAGAAGAGUGCGCAUACUUCUGGACAUUUGCCCUUAAAGCCCCUCGUCUACUGAUAUACUGGCC
Molecule: messenger RNA, 5752 nt
Organism: Toxoplasma gondii ME49
Lineage: Eukaryota; Apicomplexa; Conoidasida; Eucoccidiorida; Sarcocystidae
Product: RecF/RecN/SMC N terminal domain-containing protein
Exons: 16
Coding region: 382-5298 (1638 amino acids)
Biological process (GO): sister chromatid cohesion
Cellular component (GO): nucleus; chromosome; cohesin complex
Molecular function (GO): protein binding; DNA binding; ATP binding
Source: RefSeq, a predicted model, not a curated record